AUGGACUCCCUAGACUUUACCAAGGCUCCCGCAUCUUUUCAGGAGGUCAAAUGGAUUUCCGACACACUGUUAUUCACUAUGGCAGCGGGCUGGUUGACGUGCUAUAUCGCCACCAUCCGUACCGCUCGCCGCGAUGAGGCCUGCUGGAUACCGAUCGUCCCUGUCUCCUGUAACCUCGCUUGGGAGCUUGUUUACGCCAUUCUCUACCCUCCACCACGCUUUCCGAUAGUCACGGCUUGGUUUGCGCUGAAUCUGGCCGUCGUAUCCACCGCUCUCAAAUACAGCCCGGAUUCACAGGGCAGUUCUCCUCUGCGCGGAUAUCGGUUGCAUCUCGGCUUCAUCGGUGUUACGGCUCUUUGGGCUGCUGGACACGUCUGCCUCGCCAACGCUGUGGGCCCGCUGACGGCAUUCUACUAUGGCGGGCUGGCGUGUCAGAUUAUGACGAGUGCGACAGCCCUGUGCGGGCUGAUGAGAUCGAGGCAAUCGAAGGGCGCGAGUUGGCUCAUCUGGGUAUCUCGGGUUGUGGGAACAAGUAGUGCCCUCGCGGGAGUCUUCUUCCGGGCACACUAUUGGCCGGAACUGUGGGCAUGGACGCUGAACCCAUUGUUCUACUGGGCAAUAGCGGCGUUUGCUACCUUUGAUGGGGCGUAUGCCUUCUGUUUCUUGUCUGUCAGACAGGCCGAAGCAAGGGAUGGUCUGAAGAAUUUGUAA
Messenger RNA from Aspergillus homomorphus CBS 101889, 711 nucleotides. RefSeq lists its product as uncharacterized. Bases 1 to 711 code for a protein of 236 amino acids. The record is from RefSeq and is a predicted model, not a curated record. Gene Ontology annotation, molecular function: lyase activity. The transcript has 2 exons. NCBI's taxonomy places the organism in Eukaryota, Fungi, Ascomycota, Eurotiomycetes, Eurotiales, Aspergillaceae.